Molecule: messenger RNA, 1894 nt
Organism: Heterocephalus glaber (naked mole-rat)
Lineage: Eukaryota; Metazoa; Chordata; Mammalia; Rodentia; Bathyergidae
Source: RefSeq, a predicted model, not a curated record
GCCGCCGAUUGGUAGUUACCAUAGCUGCGGGAGUUCGCUUGGCAAGAUGGCUGCAGCAGGGCCGUGACGGCCGGGUUCUCCCUUCUGGGCCCUUUGCGACUUCUAGGGCGCGCGCGGUUGGUGGCAUGGGAUUUCGGCCGCCGAUUCCUCUCCUGCUGAGGCUCCUUCUACUGGGCUUCCUGGGGCCGCUGCGGGGGGACCUGGUUUUCAUCCCUCCCUUUAUCCUAAUGUCCGGGCCUGAGGUCAGCGCGUUCCUGGUCGGAGACACAGAGAAUGUGACCGUGUCCCUGGCCCCGCUGCAGGUCGAGGCAGGCGUACUUCCGGUUCCCACUUGUGGACUGCCGAGCAAUGAGACAGGAGCCUGGAGUGUGAUUGUGACCCCCUGUAUGGAUGUGUUGGAGGUGACGGUGAGGCUGAACAGGGGUCCGCGGGAAUGCAUCUCUAACAAGACAGAGUCCUUCACCGAGGCCCCCUGUCUUGUCCAAACUCUGCUGGUUUCAGCCUCUCGCAGUGCAGCCUGCUUGGCACACCUCCUCAUUCAGGUGGAAAUUUAUGCCAACUCUUCCCUCGCCCAGGAGGCAUCAGAGAACGUCACGGUCAUCCCUCACCAGGUGUACCAGCCCCUCGGGCCUUGUCCUUGCAACCUGACAGCCGGGGCCUGUGAUGUCCGCUGCUGCUGUGACCAGGACUGCUCGCAGGCUGCGAGGCAGCUGUUCCGAGACGCCUGUCUCCCAGGCGUGUUCGGGGGUGAGGUCAGCCCUCCCUUCGACCAGCUGUGCAUGGCGGGGACCGCAGGCCAUGUCCCCGACUGGUUCCCCCUCCUGUGUGUGCAGUCCUCACCAGUCAACUCGCCCUUCCUCGGUCACUUCUAUCACGGCGCCAUUUCCCCGAGACACCAGCUUGGCUUCGAAGCCUCUCUGCACACUGUCCCCAAACUCGCUGCAGACUCUGGGUACAAACAAGGAGACCCGAUCAGGACCAGGGAGGAGAAGGGUUAUUACUUCACUGUACCGCAGGUUACCAGCUUGGCAGGCCAGUCCGAGCCCUGAAUACCAAUGCUGCGAGCAAUGCUACGACUCUCCGUGUUUGGCAGUCAGCUGGAAGGAGUUUGUGCACCUCAGCAACUUUCAGGCCUGUCUUAUUUGGAGAGAACUUGCAGUCUGGGUGUCUUCUGGAAGUAGGGGUCAGCGAAAACUGCACUCAGCUCAGGGAGAGCGUGGCCAAGAAACUCGGUUCCUUAAUAGAAGCCACGCAUGUCGGAGCGAGAGGCAACUCUGAUUCCCGAGACCUGAGCGACGGCUGGCUGGAGGUCCUGCGUGUAGAAGCCCCCAAUGGCAGCAUGGACCGGACUGCCGGUGGCGCCCUCGGCAUCUGCCCAGCUGUUCCCUCCCAGCUGCACAUCCGCAUCCUCUUCGCAGACGCCGGUGCAGUGGAGGGCAUCGAGCAGCAGGAGAUCCUUGGCGUGGAGACCAGGUUCUUCGCCGUGGACUGGCAGUACCAGUGUGGGCUGGCAUGCCAGGGUGAGAGUGACGUCCUCCCACUCAGUGCCUACGUCCGGUUUAUCAAAAUACCUGCCCAGCUGCCCCGCCCCCUGACCAGAUUCCAGAUCAAUUUCACAGAGUAUGACUGCAACAGAAAUGAUGUGUGUUGGCCGCAACUUCUGUAUCCAUUGACCCAGUAUUAUCAAGGGGAACCUUAUUCGCAGUGUGUGGCCAAGGGCCUGCUGUUGGUUGCCCUCCUCUUGCUGGCCGUGUUCCUCAGUAACCCGUGGGUGCACAUGUGCAAAGCCUGGCGUUCCGCUGCCAUCCACCAUUAGGCUUCUCCGACUGUUGUGGUCCUUCGUGCUUCCGUCAUACUUUAAUAAAUAAAAUCUUAUUUUUAUAGAAAAUUCUUA